AUGGCUGUCUCACUGGGAAUUGACAUGGCAAAGGAAAUGGGAAUUACUAAGCUGGAAAUUCAAAUGGAUAAUGAAGCUUGUUAUACAAUGAUGGAUGGUAAUGAUUCUGGAUAUGAGUCUUCAUUACCUCGCUCGACUCCUUCUACUGUAUCUCCUAGUCCCGUUCCCAACAGUAUGCCACCACCUCCUCCCCGCCCGCCAUUAUAUCAUUCACAGUCCAAUAGCUCUCGCCAACAAUCGUCUUCUCGUCUUGGUGAAGCUAAUGAACCUGAGGUACAACCAGAACCAAGUGAACUUACAUCUUCUCGCAAAGGAAGAAAACUUACAUCACCUGUGUGGAAUCAUUUUGAAAGGAUUACGGUAAAUGAUCAGUUCAAGGCGAAGUGCAUUCACUGUAACAAAUUGAUGUCGGCUAACACCACCAAUGGGACUUCUAACCUUAAUGAUCACUUAACCAAAAGGUGCACUAAGAAAAACCAGAAAGUUGAUAUUCGCUAA
Messenger RNA from Spinacia oleracea (spinach), 498 nucleotides. RefSeq lists its product as uncharacterized. Gene Ontology annotation, biological process: regulation of transcription by RNA polymerase II. Bases 1 to 498 code for a protein of 165 amino acids. Gene Ontology annotation, molecular function: sequence-specific double-stranded DNA binding. The transcript is spliced from 2 exons. Gene Ontology annotation, cellular component: nucleus. Lineage: Eukaryota; Viridiplantae; Streptophyta; Magnoliopsida; Caryophyllales; Amaranthaceae. The record is from RefSeq and is a predicted model, not a curated record.